Messenger RNA from Archocentrus centrarchus (flier cichlid), 3531 nucleotides. Its product is annotated as protocadherin-15-like. Bases 269 to 2908 code for a protein of 879 amino acids. Gene Ontology annotation, biological process: multicellular organism development; cell migration; homophilic cell-cell adhesion. Gene Ontology annotation, molecular function: beta-catenin binding; cadherin binding; calcium ion binding. The transcript is spliced from 16 exons. Gene Ontology annotation, cellular component: membrane; catenin complex. The record is from RefSeq and is a predicted model, not a curated record. NCBI's taxonomy places the organism in Eukaryota, Metazoa, Chordata, Actinopteri, Cichliformes, Cichlidae.
AAGCUGCUGUCUGCUUUUUAAUGUAUGGGGGGGACGGGGGUGUUGAUGUGUGUGUAUGUCUGUGGUUUUGCCUGCUGCUGUCACUUUGCUUAUUUCUGAAAACAUCAGUCUGUCUUUCUGAGCCAUGUUUGGUGGAUUUUCAGGCUUUUGAGAAUCAGACAUGCUGCGUCCAUCAGACGUCAGGAGGAUCUGCAGACUGACACACUACCUGCAGAGGAUUUGACAACAACAGGCAGAACUGGCUCCUGAGACCUAACUGUGCCCAGGAAUGGCCCUCCCUGGACCAAAUCCCAGGGCUCCAGCCUGCUUGCUGCUGGUCCUCUUAUAUCUUCAAGCAGUCACAGGGAUGUCAGGAUGGGGUGCAUGUUUGGAUGGUCAGGAUGUAGUUGCAGCAAUCAAAGAAAACACAGUUUGGGGAGAGAUCGUUGCUGAGCUCAUGGCUAACACCACAAUGGAAGGAGUGCAGUGGAACCUGAAAGGAAAGGAUGCUCAUUGGUUCUUCCUGGAUGAAAUAAACAUCCGGCUAAACACAUCAGCUGACAAGGUUCUUGACAGAGAGGCAUUAGGUCCUGUCCUAAUGGCUGAAUUAACAUGUUACGAAGAAAGCAUCCUUCAGAGUGUUUACAGGGUCGUGGUGGAGAUUCUUAAUGAGAAUGAUAAUUCACCUGUGUUUGCAGAAAACACAGUCCAGUCUGUUAUGAUCAGUGAGCUGACUCCAGUGAAUACUGUGGUAUUUACUGUCCAGGCCACAGAUGGAGAUAAUGACAAAAUCAUUUACUCAAUUGACCAGGCAUCUCCUGAUGCUGAGUGUUUCAAAAUUGAUCUACCGAACAGUGGAGAGGUGAUCCUGUCCAAGCCUCUAGACUAUGAGACCAAAACUGUGCUUACUGUCACCAUCUAUGCUUCAGAAAUGAACACUGCUGAGCACUACAAUACCAGCACAAACAUCACCAUCAAUGUCCAAGAUGGAGAUGACCAAUACCCACAGUUCCUGCCCUGCACGUGGCUUUUCCAGGAGGAGACCAAUCAGAUCUGCACCAGCCCCGUGUACACAGUGAACAUCACAGAGGGGGAAGAGGACAUUUUGCUGGACUUUUCUCCUGGUCCCAUUCAUGCAGUGGAUGGAGACAGAGGACUCAGUUCACCACUGAACUAUGCCAUUCUGUCAGGAGAUGAUGAUGAACAUUUCAGGAUGGACAGACUGACAGGGGAGAUGAGGCUCACUCAGGGGGUGAGAGAUAGACUCAUAACUCCACUGCUGCGUCUUCAGGUCAUGGCAUAUCAGGACAAUGACCCCAGGAAGUAUUCUGUUGCAACAGUGUUGGUCCGGGUUCUAGCAGUGAACCAGUUUUAUCCAGAGUUCGACAAAGUUGAAUAUCAAGGCUUUGUAGCAGCAGGAAAAAGUCCAGCCUCUCUGGUCAAUACAUAUGGCAGCAAAGCACUAGUGCUACAUGUACACGACCAGGACUUUAACCAAGGUUUCAAUCCCAUGAUCUACUUCACCUUCAGUUCUACCUCCAAUCACACAGACAUCUAUCAAGUCACACGGGAGGGCCUCCUGAUUGCCAAGACCAGUGAACUCAAGCCAAAACAGAAACACGUUUUGGAGGUUAUGGCUGUAGAUCAGGAAUCGGGUGAUGCCACAUUUGCCACUGUAGUGGUGGAGGUGUUACCUGAAGGGCAAGCGAUCCCUUAUGGUCCACUGCGAGAUGAUCACCUGACAAGCUGUACCAUAGGCAAAGCGCUGUUUCUAAGCAUGGUGUUCAUGACUGUACUUGGAUGUGUCCUGUUUAUGCUGAUGUGGCUGAAGAAGAAACAGAAAGGAAAGAGGGGCCCGCUGGAGAGAGGCUGUGUAGCCCAGGGCAAACACCCCAAUGUUAGCUUACGGUGGUUCCAACUGAUGAGUCACCAUAAUGCUAUGCCACAAAUGGAGGAAGUACCCUACAAAAAUGAAGAAUAUGGAACUUGCAAUCCUUCCUUCAGCUUGACAGAAAAUCCAGGAAUGUACACCCAACAAGGAUGCACCCCCUGCCAAGAACCCAUCCCACCCCCAAGCGCUGCUGUACCUGACACAAGCUCCAUCCCCACUGAAAAUGUGACCUUCAAUAAUAAUGCUUCCACACCAACCAACAUAUCUUGCAUUUCCCCCACCUUUACAGCCACUGUAAAUGUAAGCCCCACAGAUAAAACUCAGCAUGCUCCACCCAAAGAAACCCUUGAUAAUCCACCACAUGCAACCCUAGAGUCUAUUGAGGCACAAUCUAACAUCAGCCCAAGCCCCGAAACGCAUGAUGCUGCUCCACUUGUAGCAUUUCCAGAUAUGCAAACAGGCUCCAGUGAUGAUCCUGUUGACCCAACCACUAGCCCCUCCUCUCAAUCCAGUAUUCCAUGCAGUCGUACCCGGAUUGCUUCAGCAGAAAUUGACAAACCUAUUCGCAAAUCUCGUGUGAAGACGCCCUCAUAUUCACCUUUAUUGUCCACAUCCCUCCCCAAGCAGACAAGCACACCCCCACCAACCCCAGAGGAUGUCCCUUUAAAAGCCACAUUGAUACAUAUAGAUAUAUCUCCUGCUGAGACGCCACCAGAAACACUACAGCAAACAACAGUAAGUCCAGUAACUCUGAGUACAGAGGUAUACCAACCCUCCACAUCACUGGAUGAAACAGACGAAUCAGAGCAUGGUGAUGGGACAGCAGAUGCCAAUUGUCACUCUGAAGAAAGAAGGCCAUCUACAAACUCAGGAAACACCCAAGAUGGCUGUGGGGUGGGGGAGGAGGAUGAUGGUUUUCUGGGCGAUGAAGAUGCAGGCAAGAACAGUGAGUGUGAGGGUGAGUUAGAGUCAGACGAAGAAGAGCUGCUGAGAGUGAUGGCUCGUUGUAAUCCCAUUUUUAUCACAUUUAGUAAGUGAUGUCACUAUGAUAUCGCAGGCACUGAGAGUGACGAGGUGGAUGACAGAGGAUGGAGCAGGUAAGGUGAAGAUGGAUGCCUCAGACAGCAGGCAGCAGACACCAUGGAGCAAGAAAGAAACACUACAGGCUGGCUGUGCUGAAGGCAUGAAAGAAGACUGGGUGCAUGUACAGCACACAUGAAAGGCUUCAUCAAACAAGACCUGCAUGUAUUUGUACACUUUAUACACUGAUAAGCUACAACAUUAAAACCACAGUGCAAUGUUCUGCUAAGAAAUCUUAAGUCCAAGUUAAUGACCUGGCCUCCACAUAUACCAAUCUGAGUGAGCAUCAGCAGGAAGCACAAGAACAAGACCCCAUCCUCAUCCUAGAACCAUCAAAGAUCCAGAGCCCAUUCCUCAGAAGAGUCAGAAGUGUUUUGGUAGCACAAAGGAAACUUGAAUGACAUUUAGGCAUGUGGUUUUAAAGUUGUGGCCCAUUGGUGUGUAUGUAACAUUCAACAUGUAACAUAUAGGUUGAAAUACACAAUGCUGCACCAUUCUUACCAGAUACAGUAGAUUGUCUAUAUAAUAGAAUAAAGUUACCAUAAAAAUGGAAUAUAAAUAAAGAAUACUUUUUAAACAAA